GCCACAGGAAUUGGAGGUGUACAGAGUGGCAGCGAGAUAAACCAAUUAAGUGGUUCGGGAAGCACCCUUUUUCCUCCCAGUCCUUGUCUCGUCCCAUGAAGGCAUAACUAGAGGUUUCUGGUCUAUGCGUACGGAGAUUUUUGUUUCAUGAUUUGGCGCUUUGCUCUUUUCUAUGCGCGACAGUAGCUAGCAUACAUUUAACUAAAUUGAAGGUUUUGCAGAAAGAACGUGGGAACGAGAGGCGACAGAGACAAAGACUGAAGAAAGAUGGUAGGGAGUACGGUUGGAAUGAGGAAGGGUGUGGCCUUUUACUCUAAUUUGCAUAAAACGGAACCCAUCUCGGCAACGCCCAACUUCUCCCAAGUAUUGGUGGUCCCUGGGAUGACUCGCCUCUCUACAGGGAGGAGCAUGCUGGGAAUUGUAGUUCCGGGUUCGGUUGCUAUGGCGCUCGUCACAGCCUCCCCCAGAUCGGUCAUCCUGCGGUAGUGACGGGCAGUCCGACCAAUGGCAGUACUGUUUGGACCUACGAAGGCGGGCUCUCUGCAGAAGGACUGGGAAGGUGGCGGCGGCGAAGGCGCUGGCGGUUGAGGUUGCUCCAAGCCAGGUAACUAUGAAAGGCUUGUAUUUUCAACAGAGUUCUACAAAUGAAGAAGUAACAUUUGUAUUUCAAGAAAAGGAAAAUGUCUCUGUCACAGAGGAUAACUUUGUGAGAGUGCAAGUUAAAGCCUGUGCCCUGAGCCACAUAAACACAAAGCUUCUGGCAGAGAUGAAGAUGGAAAAGGAAUUCUUCCCUGUUGGGAGAGAAGUCGCUGGGAUUGUAUUAGAUGUUCAUAAGCCAGAAAAGGUGCCAUGGACGGAAGCCGCUGGAGUCAUCCGGGAUGGAGUCCGAGCCUACACAGCCCUCUAUUACCUUUCUCAGCUCUCUCCCGGGAAGUCCGUGCUGAUCAUGGAUGGGGCAAGUGCAUUUGGCACAAUAGCCAUUCAGUUAGCACACCACAGAGGAGCCAAGGUGAUCUCAACAGCACACAGCCUGGAGGACAAGCAACAUCUUGAAAGGCUUAGGCCUUCUCUAGCCCGAGUGAUUGAUGUGUCUAGUGGGAAAGUCCAUGUUGCUGAAAGGUGCUUGGAAGAAACAGGUGGCCUGGGAGUAGAUAUUGUCAUAGAUGCAGGAGUGAGAUUAUAUAGUAAAGAUGAUGAACCAGCUGUAAAACAACAACUACCACAUAAGCAUGACAUCAUCACACUUCUCAGUGUUGGAGGCCAUUGGAUAACGACAGAAGAAAACCUUCAGGUAUUAUCAGAAAUAGCCAAGCCUUGCUAUCACACCAAGGGGAUGUCGGUAGCACAAAACAGCUUGGAUCCUCCAGAUAGCCAUUGCCUUUUCCUCAAGGGAGCAACAGUGGCUUUCCUUAAUGAUGAAGUUUGGAAUUUGUCAAAUGCACAACAGGGAAAAUAUCUUUGCAUCUUAAAAGACGUGAUGGAGAAGCUAUCAGCUGGUGUGUUCAGACCUCUGCUUGAUGAACCCAUUCCACUGUAUGAGGCCAAAGUUUCCAUGGAAGUUGUUCAGAAAAGUCAAGAAAGAAAAAAGCAAGUUGUUCAAUUUUAAUUUUCUUUCCCAGACCUCAGUUGGAUGCACCCACAUCAGUGUAUGAAGCCAGUUUUCUUUGGAAAUUGUUGAAAAAAAUCAAGGAAGAUAAAACAAGAUUUUCUAUAUUUAAGCCUGUUUUCCUGCCACAAUAUGAUGUUUGGUUAUUUGACACAUUUGAAAAAUACUUGCAAAAUUAAUGUGCAAACAAUCCAAAUAAUUUUUAACACCUGAAGGGGACAUUCCAAAAACAUUUUGUUGUUGUAUCUAUACACUUUGCCUCUGCUAUAAAGUUCUUUCCAUUAAGAAAACUGCUUUCAGCAAAAGCCACACUAUUCUAUCACUACAUCUAUCACAAGCUUUUGCUGUACGUUAAUAUGUAAUUUGAUUUCGUAUCAACUUCAUUCUCAACACCCUCCUCAACAAACCUUUGAUGCCAUUAUUUUAGCAUUUGAGUGUAUUUUCCGACUUCAAAAUAUCUAAUCCAUUGGCAUUUAAAAUCUGUUUUUAAAUAUUCA
This is a messenger RNA of Rattus norvegicus (Norway rat), 2103 nucleotides long. The record is from RefSeq and is a predicted model, not a curated record. NCBI's taxonomy places the organism in Eukaryota, Metazoa, Chordata, Mammalia, Rodentia, Muridae.